AAUACUUUCUUAAAGAGCUCUGCCACUUGCCUUCUGCAGUCAGAUGUCUGUAUUGUAAUAGAAUGGAACUUGAAUCAGGGAUCCUACACAUACUUCUGCUGUUGUCUUUAUCUUGUCACAACACCAAUGCUGCUCCUAUAUUAAAUAAAACAAUGAAUAUGAGCUACCAACUAGCUGUUGAGUUAAAUCGCUCUGCCCCUGCUUUACUACGUUUAUAUCUUUCUGCUCAAGGCUUUCCUUUCUCUAAUGAUAAUGCCGAUAUGCCUUUGUGCAGAGUUCAGGUGAAGUGCCUACCCAAAGGACAACUGGCCAAUAUGGAGAAAAAUGAAACACUUAGGAGAAUACACACUGGUGUAAAACAGUUUGAUUUGCACUUGAAAAAUGUUGAGGUCCAGCAGAUGUAUAUGAACUCUCUGAAGAAAGAAAUGCACGAUGAGCUUAAAAAUACCCGGACACAGCUAAUAUCACUGCAGUCAAACCUCCAGUUUAUUCUGGACAACAGAGGUUAUCACGUUCCAGAAGAGUUAGAAUGUUCUCCAGAACACAUUAACAUCCCUGAGAAUCUAUUUGACCAAAAGAAACAAGGAUGUACAAUACUGCGAGAGUUUAAACGGUAUAUGAAGCAAGUGUUAAAGAGCUUUCGUCACUUAUUGAGGAAUGCACAUGGGAAAGCAGCUGUCAACCCAUAGAUUGCGUGCAGUACAAUGUUUGGUUUACUCUGCACCUGAGUACAAUGCACCUUCUACAAUUUCCACUCCAGACUUAUAAGGCACUCCUUAUGAAAAUAAAUUGUGGAACUGUAACGUUCAGAUACAAUACGCAAUUGCCUUCUGCAAGUGCAGCAACACACUCAUCUGGGCCAACAUCUUUGCUGAAGUUCAACAUAUGUUGUGUCUUAAAUCAGGUUUGAAGAAGAACAAGUUUUGUCUCACGAAUGUGUUGAAUACAAGUUAUUUGACACAUUUCAAAUUAUAUUUUCAGGGAAAAAGAAACAAAACAUCCAAACCAAUUUUGAAAAGAUUCAAACAAAAUUAAGAAGUGACCUGAACUGAGCUGUCAGUUUCCAAAGAUUGAUUAAUUGCCCUCCAAAUGACUAUUUCUUUUAAAGAUCUGAUCUUCAUAUUGAUGGACCAUGUAGUGUGAUACAGGAGAAUGUUUCUUUUGUUUUGAAAUUGAUGUUUUUUGGUGACUAAAAAUAGGACUGCAAGUUAAUAUAAUUAGAAUAUUUCAGAUAUUGAUAUUGCAGUACAAAUUGAUAUUUUUACCUUUGUCCUACUGAGUGCAAGAUGAAAAGCUUCAACAGCUUUUUCAGCAAUACUCAAGAUGUUGAAUAUAUUAAUUAUAUUUUCUUCCAAAUAAUUCUUUUAUCAACCAAGUUGGAAGUACGAUUUCUAGCUUAUAAAUGCAGGCAUUUCUACCUCUUUACAGAAGCACUGGACUGUUUCUAACUUGUCUUACAUUUCCACCUGCAUUUUAUUAUUUUGUUCAGACCAUGUCCUUCCUCAAGUAUAAUUGGAAGGUCCCCAGUUUCUGGCUCACCUUACUGUUCAAUAGUGAUAUUUAUUAAGUUGUGGUAUUUAUUGAAAUACACUGUUUUCAAUUAAAAAUGGCUGCAGAUUUCAAGACAAAUGUGUGAGAAAACUGAAUACUCAAGUGAUAAAAGCAACAAAUGCUGUAAAUACUCUGUGGAGAGAGACAAAAAAGUUAACAUUUCAGGUUAAUGACCUUUUCACAACUUAAGUGAUGAUCAAAGAAAUCAUUUGUUCUGAGAAAUAGUCAGCCAACAACCUAGGUUAUUGUUUUCUUGUCAUUAUUUAUUUAAUUAUUAUUAAAUAUUUAGGGUAUGAAUUUAUUAACAUUUUGUAC
Chiloscyllium plagiosum (whitespotted bambooshark) is the source of this 1866-nucleotide messenger RNA. It is a transcript of the gene m17, whose product is annotated as IL-6 subfamily cytokine M17. The record is from RefSeq and is a predicted model, not a curated record. Gene Ontology annotation, molecular function: cytokine activity; leukemia inhibitory factor receptor binding; growth factor activity. Lineage: Eukaryota; Metazoa; Chordata; Chondrichthyes; Orectolobiformes; Hemiscylliidae. Gene Ontology annotation, cellular component: extracellular region. Gene Ontology annotation, biological process: regulation of cell differentiation; positive regulation of cell population proliferation; immune response.